AUGGAAGCAUUCGGUCUGAUCAGUAAAACUCUAAUGGAAGAACUGAAACGAAUCAAGAACCGCAACCUGCUACAAAACAAAAUCAAAGCGCAACCUAACCAAACCUCUCUGCCCCCUAUUUGUUCAUCGAUUUUAUCCCCUCCCAAAGUUCUGUCAAGGUUCAUUUCCGGCAAACGUUCAUUCAAGGGUUUACUCUUGAUAAACCCUAACAUCUUCAUCGUGGAUACUGGCUUUCUUUGGGCGAUUCUGGACCUUUCUUCCAAUAUCUGCAGCGCUUAUCUUCUAUUGAAGAAAUUAUAUUUUCCACAAAGAUGCCCUCACGAAUUGCACAAAUCCGACUCACGAGUUCACACCCUCAAGUCUACGAGCCAUGCGAUGACUCAUUCGCUUUGGUGGACGCGCUACAUCAACCCAAACGCCCUAAAAGUAACCCACGAGACCCUCCAAGCCCACGGGGUCCACGCCGAGUUGCUAACCACCAACAUUGCCGCCGGGCUCGACCGGAGGCUCGCGGGGAUGGUGGAUGUGAUGGUGGUGAACCCGCCGUACGUGCCGACACCCGAGGCGGAAGUGGGCGGUGAUGGGAUUGCUGCCGCCUGGGCUGGCGGUGAAAAUGGGCGGAGUGUUAUCGAUAAGAUUUUGCCGAUUGCUGAUAAGCUUUUGUCGGAAAAAGGGUGGUUGUAUAUGUUGUUUCUUGCUGCUAAUGAUCCGUUGCAAAUAUGUUUGGGAAUGAGGGAGAAAGGUUUUGCUUCAAAGAUUGUGGUUCAGAGAUCGACUGAAGAAGAAAGUUUACAUGUGAUUAAGUUUUGGAGGGAAUUUGAUGGAAAUGAAGGGGGUUCGUUGGGUAAAAUGGGGUCUCCUAGGGGGUGGGAGUUUUUGGUUUCUCAGUUUUCAAGGUUGUCGUUUCGGAAAUAA
Messenger RNA from Lactuca virosa, 915 nucleotides. NCBI's taxonomy places the organism in Eukaryota, Viridiplantae, Streptophyta, Magnoliopsida, Asterales, Asteraceae. The record is from the annotation of a GenBank genome assembly.